AUGUACAGCUUCAUGGGAGGGGGCCUUUUUUGUGCCAUUGUGGGGAACAUCCUGUUGGUGGUCUCCACAGCCACAGACUACUGGAUGCAGUACCGUCUGUCUGGCAGCUUCGCCCAUCAGGGCUUGUGGAGAUACUGCAUGUCUGGAAAGUGCUACAUGCAAACUGACAGCAUUGCAUACUGGAAUGCCACUCGUGCUUUUAUGAUCCUGUCGGCCAUGUCAUGCUUUGCUGGCAUCAUCGCAGGAAUCCUCUCCUUUGCCCACUUUUCUGCCUUUGAGCGGUUCAACCGAUCAUUUGCCGCUGGAAUCAUGUUCUUUGUUUCAACUCUCUUUGUUCUGCUUGCAAUGGCCAUUUACACUGGGGUGACUGUGAACUUCCUGGGCAAGCGCUUUGGUGACUGGCGCUUCUCUUGGUCCUACAUACUAGGCUGGGUGGCCCUGCUAAUGACCUUCUUUGCAGGUAUAUUCUACAUGUGUGCCUACAGAAUGCAUGAGUGCAGAAGAGUGGCUGGCCCACGUUAA
Messenger RNA from Pundamilia nyererei, 522 nucleotides. It is a transcript of the gene lim2.5, whose product is annotated as lens intrinsic membrane protein 2.5. Gene Ontology annotation, cellular component: plasma membrane. Gene Ontology annotation, molecular function: structural constituent of eye lens. The coding region runs from base 1 to 522 and encodes 173 amino acids. The transcript is spliced from 4 exons. Lineage: Eukaryota; Metazoa; Chordata; Actinopteri; Cichliformes; Cichlidae. The record is from RefSeq and is a predicted model, not a curated record.